AUGCCACAAGACAAGGACAAACAGUCGCGGACGCCAAAGCGGCGCUCCAAGGCGGAUGUCGAUAGUGAAAUCGAGUUUUCUUCUCCCACGAAGCGAUCCAAGCUGCGCCGCAAACGCACGAGUGAGAAAAAGGCGAAGCAUAGUGACGACGAGGCUCGUCCAGCGACGCCAGACACGCCAUGGACGCCACCCCGCUCAUUUUCGCCUAGCAAGGUAGUGACGCCGACGACGCCGGCGACGCCGGCGACGCUGCCUCGCUCACCCACACCGCCUCCUACGUUCAUGCGGCCUGUGAGUGUGCAGCCUUCACCUGCGCCUUCUUCACUCUCGCCGUUCCGGUCAUCUGCGGCACCGAAAUUCUCCGAGACCAUCAUACCCACGCCGUCCAAGGCUUCACGUUCGGACGAUAUACCCGCGGCAUCCAUGCCGACAAGCACCCCUUCGCCUACGCCUCUUGAAGAACCGGACGAUUUGCGCCUGGAGCAACAGAUAGCGCGACGGGCUCGUGUGGCUCGCAAACUGAGCCAAUAUGCCCCUGUACUCCGUACGCUCCUUCUUCUUGGUGCUCUGCUUUUGCUUGUGCUGCUGCCGAUUGCCAAAGAGCCCUUCUCACGGGCUGUGUAUGUCGACGAGAAUGCACUGCAGCCCGGCCAGACGUCCACGUCAUGGAGUAUGGACGAUGUCCAUGAAGCCGAUCGCUUCUCUGCCGACUUGCUGGCCCUGGCUGAGCGCAAUGUGACAGAGCGGUACGAGUACAUUGCCGCUCAGCUUCGCGCCUUUGGACUCGAUGUGUAUACACAGUCCUAUUCGUUCCACGUACCUGGCUCAGCGCCGAUUCAAGGUACCAAUAUCUAUGCACGUGCACGAACGCCUCGCAUUGACGGACGUGAGGCCAUUGUGCUGGGCGCUAGCUGGCAAAGCCGUUGGCGUGCGUCGCCCACGGCUUCGAAAGUCUUACCGUACGUCCCAAACGACGGCACGGAUUGUGCUCUGAACAUUCGCGGCGUAUCUUUGACGUUGGCCAUGGCCCAGCAUGUGUCACGCAUUCCUUACUGGAGUAAAGAUGUGGUAUUCGUGCUGUCGGACAGCUACUUGGACGGCAUGCAGGCGUGGGCCUCAGCAUGGUUUGGACAAAUGCAUCCACAUCUCCACGCUGAGCCCGUCUAUGGUGCUGGCUCGCAGAUCUGGAAUGCACUGAUGCUGGACUAUCCCGGCGACUCCUACUCGUCGAUCUCGUAUCUCCAUGAGGGCCGCGAUGGUCAGCUGCCCAAUCUCGACACUCUUAAUGCGAUUACGGAGAUCCUGCGUUUGUCGCAUAUGCAACCAGCCUUGGGCUUGCAUGGCUCGACGCACGAGCAAGUGCUUCAGACACCACACGCUUCCGCAUUCCCCUCAUGGCUACCCAUGUCCUGGCUGGAGACCACAUUGCUUGGCCGCGAUGGCGUGCAUUGGUACUUGGCCGGCUGGCGUGCGUUGCUGACACAGUUCCGCUUGCUCCUUGCUGGCCAUCCCAGUGGUAUUCACGGCGUCCUUCUGCCUUUCCAUGUGGACGCUGUCACUCUCUUUGCCGAGCCCGCCUCGGGCCCGUACGGUUUCCAGCAUCUGGGUCACGUCACAGAGUCGGCGCUGCGUACGUUUUCCAACUUGUUAGAACGACUGCAUCAUUCGCAGUUCUUUUACCUGCUUCCCACGCCGUAUCGCUUCGUACCUAUCGGCGUGUUCCUGUUUGUGCCGCUCUUGCUUGCUGCUGUCCUAACGCUUCGGGGCCUGUCGUUAUGGAAUGCCUUGGGCCGAGCGCGUGAUGCCCAGCGCACAGCAUGGCGCACGCAGCACACACCUGCCGAUGACGCGGGGGCCCUCUCGCUGCUGGCCCAGCCGACGUACGCUGAGUUUGCUGCGCUGUGCCAGGAUGAAAACGCACGCGCUCAGUUCCUGUCGUACAACCGCCCUGUCCUCUCAGCCCUGCUCGCCAUGGUGUUGAUGGUGGCAACCGGCCUAGCCGGCCUGGCCGUCCUGGUAUCCAUGACGCCGACGCCUCGGGCGUUUACGCAGCUCAUUGUGACGCUUACCUUGGUGCCUUUGGUCUGUGUGCAAAUGUGCCCACGUUCAUGGGCCAAGUCGUUGGCACAAUGCAUCCACGCCUUUGCCCUCCUGCACGCCGGAAUGCUGAUCAGUGUGCUAGCGACGUUGAACUUCGCGCAGGCUACUGCCAUGGCCUUGUGCUUGAGCCUGACACUCUAUCCGCUGUCCCCACCAACGUGCUCUUCUCGGGUUGGAUACAGACUCAUGACGUUGUGGCUGACCAUCGCUACGCCGCUGAGUCUUUGGGUUAUAGCCCUCGCUGUGCCGUCGACGUCGGCGAUGGCGCAGGCCUUGCUUUUGCAUGCUGUGCGGGAUUGGUACGUUGUACGUACCUCUACUCUCAGUGUGCUCUUUGUAGGAUACAUGCCGCUGGCAUGGCAGAGCGUGCUAGCCGCAGGUCUGUACGCUCGCGCUGCAUAG
Malassezia pachydermatis is the source of this 2502-nucleotide messenger RNA. Its product is annotated as gaa1-domain-containing protein. The transcript has a single exon. The coding region runs from base 1 to 2502 and encodes 833 amino acids. Gene Ontology annotation, cellular component: membrane; GPI-anchor transamidase complex. The record is from RefSeq and is a predicted model, not a curated record. NCBI's taxonomy places the organism in Eukaryota, Fungi, Basidiomycota, Malasseziomycetes, Malasseziales, Malasseziaceae. Gene Ontology annotation, biological process: attachment of GPI anchor to protein.